GAGGAUUUCAGUUAGCUAAACUCUUGCUCAGGUAGGGGCUUACAAUGCACUCGAGAGAAAGAGAGCUCUUCGGCCGUGCACGAGGAUUGUGGAAUGAAUGCACUGAACACGAAGCUUAGGGGCGGUAAGAAUUUCAUGUACCGGAAGCAAAAGACAAACAAACGGGGAUCCCAUGAUGGCGAUGAGCUCCGGAGAGGAUGCAGUAACUUUGCAACACCGGACUGACUGCGCACGAGAGAGUCGCCAAGGUUUCGGAAGAAGCUUCGGUCUUCAAUGUACUUGUACAGAGCAUCUGCACUGUCCAUUGAUGGAAGAGAUUUUUACGUCCGAACCUGUCGAUGGGAGAUUCCUGUGGUUCCUCGGGGCGUGCCUAUGGCGCUGGGGAACGUCGCACAGCGCGGCGGGCGACGACGUUCAGAGGCUAUCUGCUCUGUAUUGGACGUAACAGGAUUCCUGUGGAACUGCGUUCACAUGCGAGGAUGUCCACUUUCCAGCUGGUGGGUUUGCGUUCGUCACCGGAUUGCGAGUCCGAAAACCUUAUCCGACUCUUGCUCACAUGAAGAACUCGAGGCGCCGACAAGUGUUUCCACGAGCUCGGACCCUACACUUGGAGACAAAACUAUCCGCUUACUUGGUAGAGCCCCUGGAGGUGCUUCUCCGAGGCACGUGGUGCCAUCUCCUGGCAUAGUUGUCGAGUCACGCAGGCGGCAGAGGCGGCGACCACUACUAGAGAACGUCUCGAGGAGUUUGGAUUGCAAGACAAUGACAAGCUGAAUGUCUCUGAACAUUCACAAUUGUUUCAGGAAACAUUGUUAUGGCGUCGUGUUAGACACUGCCAGGUGCAUAUCUUAUCUGUCCUCGUGACGCGUUAUGCAGUAGGAAUUUCACAGUUUUAGGAAACUCACUUCGUCAGAAUAGCACUUCAGUAAUCGCUUGUUAACCACUCUCUCUUGUGAUGGAAAUUCGUCCUCAUCCAGUCGUAACCAAGGAGUGCUUCGUUACGUUCCAGGUGAGGAAUUCUAAACACGUAGAGACAAUUAUGUGGGCAUGUAUUUCACUAUUUCAGUGCUCAAUGUUUCAUUUUGGUCUUUGUGCUCG
This is a messenger RNA of Marchantia polymorpha subsp. ruderalis, 1098 nucleotides long. The record is from the annotation of a GenBank genome assembly. Lineage: Eukaryota; Viridiplantae; Streptophyta; Marchantiopsida; Marchantiales; Marchantiaceae.